This is a messenger RNA of Pelmatolapia mariae (spotted tilapia), 1067 nucleotides long. Its product is annotated as CCN family member 3-like. The record is from RefSeq and is a predicted model, not a curated record. Lineage: Eukaryota; Metazoa; Chordata; Actinopteri; Cichliformes; Cichlidae. Gene Ontology annotation, molecular function: heparin binding; integrin binding. Gene Ontology annotation, biological process: cell adhesion; signal transduction. Bases 15 to 1067 code for a protein of 350 amino acids. Gene Ontology annotation, cellular component: extracellular region; extracellular matrix. The transcript is spliced from 5 exons.
UUCUAUGCAGGAAGAUGGUCAGUGUGGUGGAUAGAGUGGUAUUUGUUUUCUUCGUCACAGCACAGGUUUUUACACUAGUCUGGUGCCAGGUGUGUCCACGGAGAUGCCAGUGCCCUAAAGAGCCUCCCAUGUGUCCCCCUGGGGUGCCUCUGGUUCUGGAUGAUUGCGUCUGCUGCCUGGUGUGUGCCCGUCAAAAAGGGCAGGCGUGCUCUGACAUGAAUCCCUGUGACACGCGUAAAGGGCUCCAAUGUGACUACUCAGCUGACAUCCACAAGAGGACUGGUAUUUGUACAGCUCCCAAGGUAGCUGUGUGUGUUAUAGACGGCUCUGUCUACCAGAACGGUCAGACCUUUUUCCCCAGCUGUAAGUACCAGUGUAUAUGCCGCGACGGGCAGGUGGCAUGUGUGUCACGCUGCAACGUGGAUGUUAUGCUGCCUGGACCAGACUGCCCCAUGCCACGCAGGAUCCAGGUGCCUGGAGAGUGCUGCGAGAAGUGGGUGUGUGAGCCCCAGGCUGGGGCUAGUGCACUGGGCGGCUUUGCCAUGGCAGCCUACCGUCAGGAAGAAACUGUGAGUUUUGACGGAUGGGACCGGAGCCUGAACUGCAUUGAGCAGACUACAGAGUGGGGAGCGUGCUCUCAAACGUGCGGCAUGGGAGUGUCCACCAGGGUCACAAAUAAGAACAGCCGGUGUGAGAUGGUGAAGCAGAGUCGGCUGUGUAUGAUUAGACCCUGUGAUGAGCAGCAGGUCCAGCUGACACAGCUUGCACAAAAGAGAGGCAGUAGGUGCCAGAAGAUGGUGAGGAGCAGCAAAGCCAUUCACCUCUCCUAUAAGAACUGCACCAGCGUCCAAGCCUACAAACCUCGGUUCUGUGGCUCCUGCACAGACGGACGCUGCUGCACCCCUCACAGAACCAAAACCGCGCUGGUGGAGUUCCAGUGUGCUAAUGGGAAAACUACACGGAGGCCUGUCAUGGUGAUCGUGACGUGUGCCUGCCACCGCCACUGCCCUCGAGACAAUGCUGUGUGGCCGCCCUCAGAGCUGGGUUACACUGGCAUGAGAAUGUAG